AUGCUUCGCGCAUUUGUCCCGCUACUCGUUUACGCUAAGACCUUUCUGCUCGUUCUAGUCAUUUUGGGCGUGUUUUUCCCUAGUGUGGCACAUUGCUCACGUGAGGAGUUCGAAAAAAUAGAAUACCCCCAGAAAUUAACCAAAAUAAAAUACUAUGACUCUAACAGCCAUAUUGAUAAGACGCACUUGUACAAAUACGUGGCGAAGCCGUCCUUGCAGGAUCUCGUAGUGACAGUUGUGAUACAAAAAAAUGUAGAACCAGGCAAUAUGUUAUAUUUCCCCAAGGGGAAAAGCUACCUUAAAAUAACAGGAGAUUGGUCACAGUACCCAAAGGAGAAAAACGAAACGAUCUGUUUAGCAUUCUUAUUGAAGAAGGAUUUAGUAAAAAAGGAAAAGGAAAAGUGUCCCAGUAAUAUCUUUUCCUCAGAUAAUGUAUACAAGGUAUGUUACAAGGAAAAUAAUUACUCUAUCCGAAAUUUAUUUUUAUACCUAGAAAUAUCGCAGGCGUAUUUGGAAAGGCUUUUUGAAUCCUUCAACAUUCCAGUGGUAGUCAACACAGAAAAUACAGUAGUAUAUUUUACUAAUAAUAAUAAGAAGUCAAAAGAUGAAAAGCCCCCGUUAGAUUUGCACAUAUGCUACAAAUCCACUGAAGAAAAGCCAUACUAUUUAGGGAAAGUUAUAUUCAAUUCAUAUCCAGUGAACAUAGAGAGAAAUAUUAAUAAAUACGACGUUAUUUACACAAAAUCUUUUUUAACGUCCAAUUGGGAAUACCAAUUGGUUAUCAAAGGGGAAUAUAUAACCUUUUACAAUCGAGUCAUUUUUGUGAGAUUUGCUCGAGAUGUAGAUGAUAAGGAGAAGAAGUGUCCCCCCUUUUGGAACUAUGCCAUUCUUGGUGCUGGUGCAUUGAAGAAAAUAAAAAAAACGGAUAAAUCUAACCUUACGAAGAAUGUUGUACAGUACUUUUUUUCCAGUAAUGAUGCUGCUUCAACCACUUAUUAUAUUCCUUUUAUAAAAAGCGAUAAUUUACAAACGAAUGAAAAUUAUCUUAUUUGUUUAUACUCUGAUGAAAAUGAUUUUCACGGUAUGGAACUUACCAAUGUUCAUUUUUAUAUUAACACGACUGAUUCGAUUAUUCUGAUUUUUCUCAUCAUUUUUGUCAUUGUUUUUUUGCCUCUCCUCUUUUCGCUUACCUACCUGUGUGUCCUAUUCAAGAUGAAUGCCCUCAAGGUGAAGAUGCAGAAGCUGCAGCUGCUAAACAGGAAGGACGAAAUUGAGGACCGCCUAAAGCAGGAGCUAAACCUCGACCAGUACGAGUGUAUUUAG
Molecule: messenger RNA, 1323 nt
Organism: Plasmodium coatneyi
Lineage: Eukaryota; Apicomplexa; Aconoidasida; Haemosporida; Plasmodiidae
Exons: 1
Coding region: 1-1323 (440 amino acids)
Source: RefSeq, a predicted model, not a curated record